Messenger RNA from Polistes dominula (European paper wasp), 2040 nucleotides. It is a transcript of the gene BTBD9, whose product is annotated as BTB (POZ) domain containing 9. Gene Ontology annotation, cellular component: cytoplasm. Gene Ontology annotation, molecular function: protein binding. The record is from RefSeq and is a predicted model, not a curated record. NCBI's taxonomy places the organism in Eukaryota, Metazoa, Arthropoda, Insecta, Hymenoptera, Vespidae. Gene Ontology annotation, biological process: modulation of chemical synaptic transmission; adult locomotory behavior; circadian behavior.
UAGAAAUUAAAAAUAUACGUUUAUUUAUUGUACUUAUUCGAUAUUUAUAUAAAUAUAUAAGAAAAUUUGUAAACAUGAGUUCUCAUCACUGUUUAACAUCUUCUGAAGAAGUCGAACACACAAAUUUACUCUCUGAGGAUAUCGGUGCUCUUCAUCUUUCAAAUAAUUAUACGGAUGUAACGCUAGUAGUUUCAGGCCAAAAAUUUAAUGGUCACAAAAUAAUUCUAGCAGCUAGAAGUCAAUAUUUUCGAGCUCUCUUAUUUGGUGGUUUGAAGGAAUCGUCUCAGGAAGAGAUUGAAUUAAAAGGUCCAUCUUUGGCAGCUUUUAAAAAAUUAUUUCAAUACAUAUAUACUGGUCGUAUGUCUCUUGCUAAUCAACGUGAAGAGGUAAUUGUUGAUAUUCUCAGUUUGGCGCAUCAAUAUGGAUUUUUAGAGCUUGAAACUUCUAUAUCAGAUUAUCUUAAAGAAAUUCUUAGUGUAAAGAAUUUUUGUCUUAUAUUCGAUGCAUCACGUCUUUAUCAACUCGAAUUUUUAACCAAGGUGUGUUAUGAAUAUGUGAACAAACACGCUAUAGAAAUUAUACAACAUGACAGUUUUUUACAAUUAAGUUCUUCAGCAAUAAACGAACUUAUUUCGUCUGACUCAUUUUACGUGCCUGAAAUUGAUAUAUUCUUAACCGUAAAAGAAUGGAUCGCAGCAAAUCCUGAUGUGGAUCCAACUGAAGUUUUAGGAAAAAUAAGAUUAAGUCUUAUCUCUUUGACCGAUUUAUUAAGCAUUGUGAGAUCAACUAAAUUGGUAUCCUCCGAAGCUAUUUUAGAUGCAAUAACAGCAAUAACCGAAAGACCUUCAGAACUUCCUUUUCGAGGGCAAAUGUUGGUAGAUGAAAAUGUUGCUCGUGCAAUUUAUGGGGCUCAAGUUCUACAAGGUGAAAUGCGAAGCUACCUUUUGAACGGUGAUAAUCGUAAUUACGAUAUGGAACGCGGGCAAGUAUAUACGAGACAUUCAAUAACAGAUACACAGGAACAUGGUAUAUUAAUUAAAUUAGGUACUCAAUGUAUAAUAAAUCAUAUGAAGAUGUUACUCUGGGAUAGAGAUUUACGUUCAUAUUCCUAUUACAUCGAGGUAUCUAUAGAUCAAAAACAUUGGACGAAAAUUAUCGAUUAUGCGGAAUACUUUUGUCGUAGUUGGCAGUAUUUAUACUUUGAACCGAGGGUUAUGCUUUAUAUUCGUAUCGUUGGCACAAAUAAUACUGUGAAUAAAGUAUUUCAUGUUGUAAGCUUUGAAGCGUAUUAUACAAAUCAUACAGAAAAAUUAUCUAAUGGAUUUAUCAUUCCGAAACGAAAUGUUGCUACACUGCAGCUUAGUGCCAGUGUUACGGAAGGAGUGAGUAGAUUUCGCAAUACUUUACUAAAUGGUAAUAUAUCAGAUUAUGAUUGGGAUAGUGGAUAUACCUGCCAUCAAUUGGGUUCAGGCUCUAUCUCAAUACAAUUAGGGCAACCCUAUAUCAUAGAUUCUAUGGGAUUAUUACUUUGGGAUUGUGAUGAUCGGUCAUAUUCUUAUUAUAUAGAAGUGUCCGGUAAUAAUUCAACUUGGGAUAGAAUAAUCGAUAAGACUAGAGAACAGUGUCGUUCUUGGCAAAUACUUCAUUUUUAUCCACCUAGACCUGUUGUUUUUAUACGUAUAGUUGGAACUCAUAAUACAGCAAAUGAGGUAUUUCAUUGUGUGCACUUCGAAUGUCCUUCUCAAGCUGAAGAUAAAAUUCAAAAAUCACCAAUGAAUCGUGGAAAAAUGUUGACAGCUCAUUCAAGUAAUGCUACUUUACCAGUUGCAUUUGAAAUACCUUUUAGACUAGUAGAAGACAAAUUUCCGGAUGAUGUGAAUUCGUCUGAUAGUUCUAUUUUAGAUGCGGAACUUUAAUAUCAUUUAAUAUAUGCAUUACAGCAUUUUCUCUCGUGUGAUAAUAGCGUCCAGCAAAAACUUGUAAGACUAUAUAGAUUAAGUAUAAUAUUUAUAAGAGUUUAACAAUAUAAUAACACAAUGC